CCGGCGGCCUCCCGCCCCCCAGGCCCCUGGACAAUGCUGUCAUUGUCAGCACAGAGAGUGGUUAAUUCUGGAUGAAUGGUACACGGGCCUCUUGACCAAGGAGGCUGCUCGUCGUCCCCAGUCUGUCCUCUCACAUGCCAGGGAGGCCCCGGGCUGGAGUCUGGCUGGCAGAUCUGGCCUGCUUGGUGGCACCGGAGAGAACAGGGCGGUCCCUUGGGGGCGCCGGCUGCAGAGGCCCCAGGCUGGACGGAGCUUCCUGUCCUGGGUCUGCACGGCAGCCACUUGGCAGUGCCGGGCUAGGGUGGCAGGGCCCCACUGCAUCUCGGUUCCAGGGCAGAGGCUGCUGCUGCCCUUUGGGGCUGACUUCAGGCAUGACCUCCUGGCCAGGUGGCAGCUUUGGCCCUGACCCGCUCCUGGCCCUGCUGGUGGUGAUCCUGCUAGCACGCCUCAUCCUGUGGUCCUGCCUCGGGACCUACAUCGACUACAGACUGGCCCAGCGGCGGCCCCAGAAACCCAAGCAGGACUAAGCCUCUGCAGGCUGCGGCCUCCACGCGCCCUGUCCCGAGACUCAGCCGGCCCUUCCAGUGGUGGUGGGAGGGAGGGGAGCAGGGCAGGCGCAUGAUCCCCAUGUCCCACCCCUGGGGCAGGAGCUCAGA
This is a messenger RNA of Pan troglodytes (chimpanzee), 656 nucleotides long. It is a transcript of the gene SMIM38, whose product is annotated as small integral membrane protein 38. The record is from RefSeq and is a predicted model, not a curated record. The transcript has a single exon. Lineage: Eukaryota; Metazoa; Chordata; Mammalia; Primates; Hominidae. Bases 135 to 527 code for a protein of 130 amino acids.